Messenger RNA from Pogona vitticeps (central bearded dragon), 887 nucleotides. The record is from RefSeq and is a predicted model, not a curated record. Lineage: Eukaryota; Metazoa; Chordata; Lepidosauria; Squamata; Agamidae.
UCUUAAUACCAACCUUUUCCUCUUUGACCGUGUGCGCCACGGCUCCCGGCGACUGGACCGCUCAGAUGCCUCUUCCCACUGGCCCAGAAGCUGCGGGAAGUUGACCAGCCAGGGUGGCCCACCCUGCCCAUCGGGGAACAUGGGUCCGUGGGUGCCCUUCGGCGUUCGUGUUCCGAGCAAGGAAAGCAGAGAGGGACACCUCUUCUUGUGCAAAUGUAUCUGAGGGCCCCAGAGCUUUUAAAAGUUACUUUAGGAUCACAGCUUCCUAAAUUCCCUGACCCGCAUGCCGUGGUUUAUCCUAGAUAUGAGGGAAAUUCUCCUGGCUCUUAUCCUGGGGGCAAGCGUUUUCUGCGCCAUCAGCAGCAGCCUCCUCAAUUUCAAGGUGAUGAUCGAAAGGAUCACCAAGAGAAACGCUCUCAUCUAUUACAACGGAUACGGCUGCUACUGCGGAAAGGGCGGGCGAGGGAAGCCGAGGGACAGGACAGAUAUGUGCUGUUUCAACCACGACUGCUGCUACGAGCGCUUGCACCAGCGGAAGUGCCACCCAUACAUUGAUCACUACAGAUACCUGAUCAUCAAUGGCGAUGUUCUUUGCAACUACAGGAACAAGUCCAUCUGCUCUAUGUUGGCUUGCGAAUGUGACGAGCAGGCGGCCUAUUGUUUCAGCCAGGAAGCCAAAAGCUACAACCGAAAAUGGCGCCAUUACCCCGGCAUCCUCUGUAAAGAACCCACCCCGAAAUGUCCUGAGGAAAAAAACGAUCAGGGCAACGAGUCUUCUUCCACCAACCAGAGCCGUCAACAAGAGUCGGGAGGCUCUCAAACGAGAACGAAUCCGGCCCUAAUUUUGCAACUGAAAUGAAAAGCUUGCAAGAGUUCUGAAUACGGUC